AUGUGCCGGUACUACAACGCGCCCACAAGUGUGCUACAUUUGUUUAUCGUAACGGUCAUCUUGGUGCUGCAGUGCAUUCAUAACGGUGCAGCAUUAAAAUGCUUUGUUUGUGAUUCCAGUGACAAUCCAAGCUGUGCGGAUUUAAAAUCUAACAACAGCAUCGUUGCGGAGGACUGCACACUCGACAAGAUGCGAACAACUGAUACUUGGCUUUUCGAUUUGAAUAGGUUUGCGUAUUUCAAUACCGGCGCUAGGGAUGGCCCACUGUGGAAUUGCCAAAAAGUGGUGGCCAGAGAUCCACACACCAGCAAAAUGGUAACUGCUCGCUUCUGUCAAUUGGACACCGCCGAUUCGGACGCAUGCCAAAUACUGGGCAACAAAUUGGGUUGGCCACCAGAGCUGGCACGCAACGCCAACGCUGAUAAAGAUAACGAAAAUGACAAUAAAGUGAAGCGUAAGGCAAAGAAGACCCCAAAUGGUAAUAAUGGAAAUAAUCAAGAUGUGGAACUGCACUGCUCGAUUUGCAGCGGAGAUAGCUGUAAUGGUAGUCAAAGCGUUCACCCCUUGAGUUCGUGGUGCGUCAGCGUUGUACCGGCGCUCAUAGCAGCGAUGAUUAGAUUACGCCAUAGUGCGUGGUGAAUAAAGCACCGCCUUUGGGCACUCGCAGCCUCAGCGUGCAUAGGCGGGUGCGUAGGUGAGCUGUGGAUGUGGAUGUCUAACUACCGAAUUGUCUACGGCAGCAGUUAGAAGCAAUAGAAGUAAUAAAGAGGAUAAAAUUUAAACGCAAUUUGGUGCAAUCUAAUUUUAAGGCCAGUUGAAUGCAUUUCAACGGCAUAUCGCCGUAUUCGUGAGUUGCAGGCAGUUGAAGUGUUGAAUUGCUGAGGCAACUAAAUAAAUGCCUUGAGUUUAAAAGUUAUACCUAAGUUGUUGGUGAGCCACCUUUUAUGUACUUACGUGCACUGUAAAUAAUCAUUGAAAACUGUUAUCUGUGUAAAUAGGCAUACGAAUAUACUCGCAUUUGAAUAGAUUUGAAGAUGCUAUGAAGCACGCAAAAUAUGUAGAU
Messenger RNA from Anastrepha obliqua, 1063 nucleotides. RefSeq lists its product as uncharacterized. NCBI's taxonomy places the organism in Eukaryota, Metazoa, Arthropoda, Insecta, Diptera, Tephritidae. Bases 1 to 639 code for a protein of 212 amino acids. The record is from RefSeq and is a predicted model, not a curated record. The transcript is spliced from 4 exons.